Molecule: messenger RNA, 657 nt
Organism: Eruca vesicaria subsp. sativa (arugula)
Lineage: Eukaryota; Viridiplantae; Streptophyta; Magnoliopsida; Brassicales; Brassicaceae
Source: the annotation of a GenBank genome assembly
AUGAACCACACUGUGGAUGAUCAAAACAUGGCUUUUAUCUCUCAAUUGUACCCUGAUGUCUACACUCAGAUAGUACCACUGCAACAAGGUGAAGUGAAGCCACCGAAACGAAGGAGGAAGAAGAGCAAAGCAGCUGUUGCUGCCGGAGAUGGAAGCAACUGCUUUUUUAGAAAGAGAAAGCUUACUGAUGAGCAAGUGAACAUGUUAGAGAUGAGUUUUGGGGAUGAGCACAAGCUUGAGUCGGAGAGGAAAGAUAAACUUGCAGCGGAGCUAGGGCUUGACCCUCGUCAAGUUGCAGUUUGGUUUCAGAACCGUCGUGCACGGUGGAAGAACAAAAGGCUCGAGGAAGAGUACAACAAACUCAAAAACUCACAUGACAACGUCGUUGUCGACAAGUGCCGACUUGAGUCAGAGCUUCUUCAGCUCAAGGAACAACUCUAUGAUGCAGAGAGGGAGAUCCAAAGAUUGGCAGAAAGAGUAGAAGGAGGCUCGAGCAACAGUCCAGUUUCUUCUUCAGUUUCUGUGGAGGCUAAUGAGACGCCGUUUUUUGGAGACUAUAAAGUUGGAGACGACGGUUACGACUACAAUGACCUAUUUUAUCCGGUGCCGGAAAACAUCUACAUGGAUGAAACUGAAUGGAUGAAUCUAUACAUAUGA